AUGGCACCUAAAAGUCGGAGCUACCAACUCUCGGCAACCCCAUUUGUGAUAUUCGCACAAUUGUUAGCCAUUGCCGUAACCACACUAGUGUUUGUUCUUUACCUACAUUUUGAGGGAGGAUUUGCUUUCGAAUCCGAAGAUAAAACCAAGAUUUUCAAUGUGCACCCUUUUCUCAUGGUGCUUGGCCUUAUUAUAAUUGGUGGAGAAGCUAUAAUGGCAUACAAGAUAGUCCCUGGUGAUAGAAGGACGCAAAAGGGGGUUCACCUGAUAUUGCAUCUGCUAGCUCUUACGGCUGGAAUUUUGGGGAUUGUUUUUAUUUUCAGAUUUCACAAUGAGAUAGGAGCUAAGGAUAUGCAAACCUUGCAUUCAUGGCUGGGUAUUAUUACCAUAUCACUCUAUGGUUUGCAGUGGGUGCUUGCCUUCUUUGCCUAUUGCUUCCCUGGUGGAGAAAUGUCACGAAGAGGAACACUCCUCCCAUGGCACAUAUUUGUUGGUAUGGUCAUCUUCCUCUUGGCAGUGGCAACGGCUCUGACAGGCUUGUCUGGCUUCUCUAACCUACUACUCAGCACUAAAGGAUACAUACUCAACUUCACCGGGCUCUUGAUCCUUCUAUUUGCAAUCACCGUUACCCUCACUGUCAUCCUUCCUCGAGGUUAUUGA
Messenger RNA from Juglans regia (Persian walnut), 660 nucleotides. RefSeq names its product probable ascorbate-specific transmembrane electron transporter 1. The transcript has 4 exons. Lineage: Eukaryota; Viridiplantae; Streptophyta; Magnoliopsida; Fagales; Juglandaceae. The record is from RefSeq and is a predicted model, not a curated record. Bases 1 to 660 code for a protein of 219 amino acids. Gene Ontology annotation, molecular function: oxidoreductase activity.